UUUAUUCUGAGUGUCACAUAAACUGUACUGACAUCAGUAUUGCACUAAAAUUUUACUCUGAAUUGGUGCGUGAUCAGAGUCUCAAAAGAAUGCAACCAGAAAUCAUGGGUAAUUGGCCAGAAUUGAACGAACAGCCAAUUUUUACCCUAGAUUUGAAGAAGAGAAAUUGGCGCUAUAGAGGAGAAGGCAAUGCUAACUUGGUACUUGCCCUACCAGAUGAAUGCUUGGUGCUACGAUUUCACAAAUAUGACCGGGAAAAGACGUUUUCUGAGCGUGAACGCAUCGAAGAAUUCGAGAGAGCGUUGCAGGAAGCUGUGUUCUGUGACAGUGUGAUGGUGCCUCUUAUUGGAAGGGCUUACAUUCGGCCUCCAAAACUAGCUGUAAUCGAUCAAUCCCAAAUACAGAGCCUCGAAAACGUACUAGAUCACUACCAACCAGCUCAUCGCCGACACAAGGGGAUCAAAUUUGGAAACGUGACCAUCUAUCCCGACUACACAGUACUACCUCACAAGUCCGAAAAUAUGAUAAAUAUGAACGACUUACUUGGAAGUGACUUGCAGGAUCACUCUUUGCUCAAUAAUCCUACAUUCAGGACUCCAAAUCAGAUCAAAGUGCAUAGGAUUGUGUUUGGUGAUGUGCCGACACCCAGCAACGAAAAUCAACUAAGUGUGCAGCAACAUUUCGACAUUCCAGUGCCCGGUUUGGGUAGAAGAACAUUCAAACGCUCAAAACCAAACGAAACGAAAUCUAGCAUUUUCUGUGUAGAAAUCAAGCCGAAGCAAGGAUGGAUACCUGACGUCGACAGGUCUAAACCAAAAUGUACUUAUUGCCUUACUCAGUACCUGAAGCUUUCAGAAGGAAAUAUUGAUAAAAUAAGUGAAUAUUGUCCUUUGGAUCUAUUCUCUGGAGAUGUUAAACGGAUGAGGAAAGCAAUUAAGGCGCUUCUAAUGCAACCUCAAAACAAUUUGAAAAUUUUCAAGGAUGGUGAUCUCAUUUAUAGUGAUAGUGUGCAAAAUGAUUUGUCAAUUAUACUCAAGGAAAUGUUUCAAGAGACUUCAAGUAUUCUACAAUUAGAUGAUUUUGGCAGUAUUGUGUUUUACAGAGCAGUGGAAAAAUUUGCCAACCUAGUUCACCAAGUUUUGACUACUGAUGGAACUGAUGAGACUGAAACAGUACUACAAGUCGAAGAUUUGGAUGGAACAGCAAUACCGUUGCCAUCAACACAAACCGACCCACAUCCAACUCAAUCGUGUAAAUGGACAAGUUUGUCCCUUCCUAAAAAUUGUGUUCUAGACCGUAUCAUGAAAAUUCAGCAGCUGCAACAAUUUGGGAUUGAAGACGUGUAUAAAAUGUAUAGGAAUAUUGGACCAGUAGCUCAUGACUAUGCUUAUGUAAAAAGCUUAUGUAAUCAACGAGAGCCCAAGAAACUUUUAUUGAAUCCUAUUCAACGCUACCUCUUAGCUACAUCAGCCAAAGAUUGUUCUAUUCUGAUCGCUUUCAAGCAAUUGUCCGAAGGUGACACAUGCUGUGUUGGUGACAAAAUGCUGACGGACGUUCAUGGACAAAGAUUUGUUUGGAAUGUUGGAGUGUCCGAUCUUGAUCCAAAGCCAUUCUCCUGCAUAGAGAAACAUUGGAAGCGCAACUCGAAUGUUUUAUCGGCUUACAAUCGAUUUGUAAAGAGCAUGUAAAUCGGAAUAGUAUAUUAGGUCACGCGGCCGGCAAGUAUGUGUUUAUUGGACAAGCAUGAUGUUUAUGUAGUUGCCAAUACUAGAAUUUCAUGCGAAUCCCGAAAUAUUCAUUCACCACACUACAAAUAACUAAUAUGCAAAUAACAACAACAAAUAACCAGAUGAACAUAAAAAUAACAAAAUAUAAACUAUAUUUUAUUUUUAAAAAACUAAAACAAUUGUGAAUAAAACAGCCGAUCAGGGUUGCAAACCUGCGAAUGACAAGAAGACCCCUGAACAUGAAGGUGAUCGGUAAGAAACCACUUUCCGGUGCACUUAUUGAAUCAGCUGGUUUUAUUUACAACUACCUAUCUUUCCAUCCUAGAAAAAGAUCUGCAAUCAUAAUUAUGUUUUACUGCACAGUGUGAUGAGGAAUAUUAAUGUGGAACUUGCGUGAUUCGAUUUCGUUUAUUACCAUUUAAUUUGAAGUGUAUUUGGAAUACUGGAAUUGUAUUCAAUUUAAAAAUGGCACCCUAUAAAAUAAUGAUUUAUUGUAAACGUUUUUAGAAUUAUGAAUUAGUUACUUAAAGUUUCCAAUGAAUCUCUGCUCUGCUUGGCCGAAAGAAUAUCAUUCGUUCCUAUCGGAGUGUUCACACAUGGCAGAAGUAUUAAUUCUCAAAUACAAUAUCAUUAAUUAUUGACCGAGCGAAGUGAGGUCUAAGAUUCAAGUCGACGGUUUGGCAUUUCUCUUAAUGUUUAAAUGUUUAUAUGUUGCGCAUUUUCGGCGAAACGCGGUAAUAGAUUUUCAUGAAAUUUGACAGGUAUGUUCCUUUUUUAAUUGCGCGUCGACGUAUAUACAAGGUUUUUGGAAAUUUUGCAUUUCAAGGAUAAUAUAAAAGGAAAAAGGAGCCUCCUCCAUACGCCAAUAUUAGAGUAGAAAUCAGACUAUAGAAUUAUUCAUCAUAAAUCACAAGUGAUUACACAGAUGUGUGGAGAAGCCAGUCUAUUGAUGUAUUUCCAUAAGGUCUAUAGUUUCAAUCAGGUACUUGUGGAUGAAAAUACUGCGUGAGGUCUACUGUUCACAGAACUACUAGUUAGGGGAGUGUUCACACAUUGCAGAUUUUGAAUGUGUGAGCAACUCUCAUAAGAGCCAAUGGUAUUAUAUUUCUGCCAAGCAGACCAGAAAUUAGUUGAUAAGCAGGGCUUUGAGUUGGGAAGUACGAUUAGUAUUUAGAAUGAAAACGAAGUCAUACGAGUACAUGGAGGUACUGGCUUAGAGGAAAUAUAAUUCCUGUAAUAUCUAUACGUAACAUUGAUUGGUACUAGCUAUAGUUAGUGCACAAGGAGAAGACCCCUGGCGGUCAUUUUGAGGACCCACUAUGCAUGCGCAGAUCUGACAUUUCUUGUGUAAAAUACAGACUUCCAACUAUAAUUUUUUGCACUGAACAGCAUCAGUCAUAAGAAUAUCAUAGUAAAAUUACAUAAUAUUAUUAAAAUAUCAUCAUGUUUAUCAAUAUUUUUUAUUGUAUAUUAUUAUACAGUAUUUUUUUGCACGGUAAUGUAAGCAUGUCUUUUUACCAAGAGCAACGAGUGUUCCUUCUAAAAUAGUAGUUUACCAGUUAUUCAAUGCCUUCAGAUUUUUUCUGGGUUGGUAAUAAUUAUUAUGUAGAUUAGUAAUGCAUAGAACAUAUAAGAAUAUAUGUGCAUAGAAGUUGAAACAAAACAUUCAAGUACUAAAACAUAAGUUAAAAAUGUCUGCCUUGUUAAAAAAAUUGUUUUACCAUACUUUCUAACAUUUUUGCAUAUGAAGUAUCUCUAUAAUAGUUUGUUGUAAUGUUUAUUUUCAGAGUAAAAAGCCUAUUUUUUAAAACUUUCGAGAUAACCCUGCGGGAAUAAAUUUGGAGGCGUUUGAAUACGGGAAAAAAUGUUUAAGAGGAACACUUGUUGCUCUUGGAAAAAUCACAUGAUCACAUUAUCGUACUCAAAGCAAUACUGCCACAAUAAACAAUAAAUUACUUUACAUGUAUUUUUUAGAUAUAUAAAUCGUGAUGCUAUAUUUUGGUAGCCACACAAGUAAUAUUUAUAAACCCGCAAUUCACAGACAGGUUUAUUUUUGGAUGUGCAUGACUUUAUGAACUAACACUUUAUGUGUUAUCAGACAGACUUGAGGAAUCAGACAGGCGAUAUUUUCGUUGUGCACUUUCUAUGAACACUGAAUUACAUUACUGACUGCAAUAAGAUGGAUCAUGUUUGAGCGUUUUAAACGGUCUUACCCAACAGUUUCUUACAGUUUUGUGAAAAUUUUUAGUUUGUUCAGUGAAAAUUCCAAUCUGCCAUUAUGAUAAAUAAAACUAAAGAAGAUGAUUUUAGAUGAAACUGGACCGUUACUGGUGUGUACUACUUAUUUUCAACAGAACAACUGAAAUCAAUUUCAUGAUGAAAACCUUCUGUCAGAGAAAAGAAAGAAAACCUGUGGAACGAAUAUAUUUCAACUUUUAUUCAAGCUCUGGGCUUUAAAUAAGAUUAUUGUACCUGUAUAAUUACAAUGUGGAUAUACUAAUUCGAAUUAAACAAAUUGUAUUACAUUACUUAUUUGUUGGCAACUUACACUUUGAAAUAAAUAUACUAUGAAUGUU
This is a messenger RNA of Nilaparvata lugens (brown planthopper), 4303 nucleotides long. RefSeq names its product inositol-pentakisphosphate 2-kinase (gene Ipk1). Gene Ontology annotation, molecular function: inositol-1,3,4,5,6-pentakisphosphate 2-kinase activity; ATP binding. Gene Ontology annotation, cellular component: nucleus. The record is from RefSeq and is a predicted model, not a curated record. NCBI's taxonomy places the organism in Eukaryota, Metazoa, Arthropoda, Insecta, Hemiptera, Delphacidae. The coding region runs from base 90 to 1688 and encodes 532 amino acids. Gene Ontology annotation, biological process: inositol phosphate biosynthetic process. The transcript is spliced from 11 exons.